AAGCUCACCACAGUCAGCUGACACACCACGAAGAAGACCCGCAGGAUGAUGAAGAAGUAGAAGAGGUGGAAAUUUCGUGUAACUUUGCCUGCAAGAAAUCCAAAGGUCUGCUAGCUACUGCAAUGAUAUCUAUAAAGGACGACGAAGGUCACGUGACUCCCCUUCGUUGUUUAAUUGACCCAGGGUCAGAAUCAAGCUUUUUAAGUGAACGCGCAGCACAAGCUCUGCGAGUCAAGAGGUCACCAGUGAGAGGAACGGUUACCGGUGUCGGCGACCUCCAGAUCAAGAUCAACAGCGUAGCACAUGUUCAAGUACUGUCAAAUCAAGAUGACAGUUUCCAGCUAGAUGUCAAGGCUUAUAUAAUGCCCUCAAAGCUCACAUCACAACUACCAUCAAGGAAGAUUAAGUAUGACCCACAAGCCUGGUCACACAUACAAGGACUCACUCUGGCUGAUCCUAAGUUCCACCAGCCAGGGCGAGUAGACAUGCUACUUGGCGUAAAAGUGUAUGCACAAAUACUAGAAGGAAAGGUUAAGAAAGGUCCACCUGGCACUCCAUGCGCCCAAGAAACAAGCCUAGGUUGGAUAAUAUUCGGAGAUGUAGAAGGCACAGCAGACACUUUACAAGAAACCAUAGUUGUGAUGCAUCAUCAGGUCGACGUAGACGACAUGUUAAAGGCAUUUUGGGAGAUAGACACUACAGAUACUAAGAAGAGUCUCACGAAAGAAGAAGAAAGGUGUGAAAUGAUUUACAAGGAGACACAUACAAGAAACAAAGAAGGAAGAUACAUAGUAACGUUACCAUUCAAAAAAGAAGAACCACUAUCUCCAAAGGGACACACAAGAGACAUCGCCAUGCUGAGACUGAAACAACAAGAAAGAAGAUUUGAAAGGGAUCCUGAUCUUAAGAAUGAGUAUGUUAAAGCUAUAGAAGAAUACAUGAAUCUAAACUACAUUGAAGAAGUUCCGGAAGGAGAAGUUAACAAGGAGGCAGUAUACCUACCAUAUCACGCUGUGAUUAAAGAAGAAAAGGAAACUACAAAGACUAGAAUAGUCUAUAAUGCGUCUUCUAAAGGCUCUAAUGGCGUAUCCCUGAACGAUGAGCUCCUAGUCGGUCCUCAUCUACAGGAAGACAUGCGAAAUCUAGUCAUGAGAUGGCGUAUGCGACGCGUAGCCAUGAUAUCAGAUAUAAAGAAGAUGUACUUACAGAUUCUGAUGAGUCCGAAGGAUACUGAUUUCCAGAGGAUACUAUGGCGCAAAAAUACAAGCGAUCCAAUCAAAGAUUAUCGACUGCUUCGCGUAACUUUUGGCACUGCUUCUGCGCCUUAUCUUGCUGUCAAGACGCUCCAACAAUUGGCAGAAGAUGAAGGCAAGGAGUACCCGCUUGCAUCGAAAACAAUAAAAGAAGAUUUUUUCAUGGAUGACCUGAUGACCGGGUCAGACACCGUGCAAGAGGCUGUAGACGUUGCCAAGCAGAUCACUGAAAUACUGAAGAAAGGAGGGUUUGCUCUCCAAAAAUGGGCUUCCAAUAGCACUGACUUCCUUAAAGAAUUUGAACCUUCAGAGAGAAGUACGCAUGUCAAGAUUGAUUUCGAGUUAGGGGGUACAAUCAAGGCCCUAGGACUGUGCUGGAAUAUGGGCGAAGAUAUCUUCCAGUACACUUUACACUUACCAGAUCCACCUGAAGUCAUCACGAAACGAAAUAUAUUGGCUGACAUUCAGCGACUUUUUGAUCCAUUGGGCUGGAUAUCUCCGGCGUUACUACCUGCAAAAAGAAUUAUCCAGAAACUUUGGCUCUCACAUGUUGGCUGGGACCAUGAAGUAAACGAAGAGAUAAAGGAAGAAUGGCUCAGUCUACGAAAUGGACUAGAUGAAAUUAAAAAUAUAAAGCUGGAUAGGUGGAUGAAUACGACACAAGACUCGAUGGAAGAUGUCACUAUACACGGCUUCUGCGAUGCAUCUAAUUAUGCCUAUGGCGCCGUGGCUUAUCUUCGCGCUAAAACACAAGAUGGAGAAUACAAGACGACACUGAUAGCAGCCAAAACAAGAAUAGGACCUGUGAAGCCAAUGAGCGUCCCAAGACUUGAACUGUGCGGAGCUGUUUUACUAUCGAAACUGCUGAAACAAAUAAGCGAAGCAACCCGCAUACCUACCAGUAAGAUGUACGCUUGGACAGACUCCACAAUUGUGUUAUCCUGGCUGCAUGGAGAUCCUGCAAGAUGGCAAACAUUCGUAAGAAAUAGAGUGGUUGCCAUACAAGACAUAAUUCCCAAUCAAUGGUACCAUGUUCGAACUACGGAGAACCCUGCUGACAUUUCAUCACGAGGCAUGGCGUUGAGUGAACUGAAGAACUGUGGUCUCUGGUGGCAUGGUCCGCAGUGGCUGAAACAUAAGAACAUACAAUUAGAACACCCAAUAAUUGAAGAGACAGACCUGGAAAUGAAAAAGGUAACAAUACAAGUUAACCUAAAUAGAGAAGAAAAUACAGAAGUCUACAAAACAUUACCUGAAAAAUUUGAAGACUAUGAUACUUUACCUGAUUUACUGAAGUCCAUUGUUUAUGCCAGAAGACUCUUGACGUACCUGAAAGAGAAAACUACAAACACGGAAAAGACAAUAACAACACAAGAAUUAGAAAAGGCACUACUAGUAUGUAUAAAGGCUGUGCAAGCCGAAUAUUUCAAUGAAGACAUAGAAAGCUUAAAAACAAGAAAAAGAGUAAGCACUAAGAGCAAAUUAAGAACUUUAAACCCUUACCUUGACGAAAACGAUAUCCUCAGGGUGGGCGGUAGAUUAUGCUAUUCUGAGUUAGACGAAGAACGAAAGCAUCCUAUCAUUUUAUGCAAGUGUCACUUUACAUACCUCAUCAUGCACGACGCCCACCGAAGAACCUUACAUGGGCGAUAUCAGCUGACCCUGAAUUAUAUAAGGUCGAAGUACUGGAUCUUAAGAGUAAAAGGAUUGCUAACAACUUACCUCAGAAAAUGCCUCAAAUGUGCAAGACAUAACGCUGCGACUAGAGAUCAGCUGAUGGGAGAUUUGCCGAAACAAAGAGUAACACCUGCCAAGCCCUUUUUGAAUAGCGGUGUUGAUUUUGCCGGACCUUAUCAAAUUUUGAUGUCUAAAGGUCGAGGUGCUAAAACAUGUAAGGCCUAUAUAGCAAUUUUCAUAUGCAUGGCCACCAAGGCUAUACACCUCGAAUUGGUGAGCGACCUAACAUCUGAAGCAUUCAUCGGUUCUUUUCGAAGAUUCGUUGCACGACGGGGCCGCUGUGCUCAUAUCUGGAGUGAUCAAGGCCGUAACUUCGUGGGUGCUAGCAAGGAGCUCGCUGACAGUUGGCAAGAGGCAAAACUUGAGUUUGACGGGGAAAUUGCAGGAAAACUAGCCCUCGAUGGUACGCAAUGGCAUUUUGUGCCAGCCUAUAGUCCUACGUUCGGGGGAUUAUGGGAGGCUGGCGUCCGCUCAAUGAAGUACCACCUGAAACGAAUCAUCAACACGCACCUGACCUAUGAGGAAAUGAGCACGAUACUCUGCCAGAUUGAAUCUUCCUUAAAUAGUAGACCUCUGUGUCCGAUUGACGAGAAGAACAUCGACAGCAUGGACGUGCUUACGCCAGGCCACUUCUUACUUACCGAAGCACCGAUUACCGUCCCUUCUCCAUCUCUCAAGGACGCCAAAAUAAGCAGUUUGAGCCGUUGGCGACACACUCAGAAAUUAGUCAACGACUUUUGGCGGCAGUGGCUGCAAGAAUAUUUAUGCCGGCUGCAACAGCGUCCCAAAUGGCUUAAGAGACGAGAAGAGCUAGAGAUUGGUCAAAUAGUCGUGAUAAAAAAUGACCACUUACCACCUGGGAAAUGGCAACUUGGACGCAUAGUGGAUAAACACCCGGGCGCUGACAACUUAACCCGUGUAUACAGUAUUAAAAGUGGUGAUUCAAUCAUAAAAAGAACUAUUACCAAAUUGUGUCUUAUGCCCGUUGAUAAAGAAUCUUAA
Molecule: messenger RNA, 3992 nt
Organism: Cydia fagiglandana
Lineage: Eukaryota; Metazoa; Arthropoda; Insecta; Lepidoptera; Tortricidae
Exons: 1
Coding region: 123-3992 (1289 amino acids)
Biological process (GO): DNA integration
Molecular function (GO): nucleic acid binding
Source: RefSeq, a predicted model, not a curated record